GAUUUAGUUCCGCUUUUCUUGUUCAGGCGGAGUACAGUUGGCGCAGUCGAUUCGGAAAAGUACUUAAAUGGUUUCUGGCUUUCUGCAGCAGCACGUCUUUCGUUUUCAUAGAGGAAAUAAAAGUGACAUUUGGCAGUGAGUGUUCCCAGAUUGGACACAGCUUCACACUCUAGGAUUUGUAAAAGAGAAGUCCACUGUAGCGGGUGAGCUCAGUGAUUGAGUAGCAGUGGAAGCUCGGGGAGGAGGUGACUGUAACACGGGCGGAACCGCCUCAACUUUCCAACAGCAAGUCUCCUGUCUGCCUGCGUGGAGAGCGCGUUUUUACACUUCUCCUGCCCCAGAGAUUGGUGAAGUAGCCUGUUUCUGUAGCCCACCAUGUUUAGUUGGUCCAAAAGGAACGGGAAGAAAGAGCCGGAGCUUUUUCAAAAUGUCUCCGAGGGGCUGAAGCGCCUGUACCGCCACAAGCUCUUCCCCCUGGAGGACACCUACCGCUUCCACGACUUCCACUCCCCGGCGCUGGAGGAUGCCGACUUCGAUAAUAAGCCCAUGGUGCUUCUGGUCGGUCAGUAUUCCACCGGAAAAACGACCUUCAUCCGGCACCUGAUGGAGCAGGAUUUCCCCGGGAUGCGGAUCGGACCGGAGCCCACCACAGACUCGUUCAUAGCGGUGAUGCACGGAGAGCAGGAGGGGGUCAUCCCGGGCAACGCGCUGGUGGUGGACCCGAAAAAACCCUUCCGGAAACUCAACGCCUUCGGAAACGCUUUCCUCAACAGGUUUAUGUGUGCUCAGCUGAAGAAUCCUGUCCUAGAGAGUAUCAGUAUCAUCGAUACCCCAGGCAUCCUGUCGGGGGAGAAACAGAGGAUAAGCCGAGGCUAUGACUUUGCGGCUGUACUCGAGUGGUUCGCCGAGAGGGUGGAUCGCAUCAUCCUGCUCUUCGAUGCCCACAAGCUGGACAUCUCGGACGAGUUCUCCGAGGUGAUAAAAGCCUUAAAGAACCAUGAAGACAAGAUGCGUGUGGUAUUGAACAAAGCAGACCAGAUCAGCACACAGCAGCUGAUGAGGGUGUACGGUGCCCUUAUGUGGUCACUAGGGAAGAUCAUUAACACCCCGGAGGUGGUGCGGGUCUACAUCGGCUCAUUCUGGGCGCAGCCUCUCCAUGUUCCAGAUAACAGGAAGCUGUUUGAGGCUGAGGAGCAGGACCUUUUCCGAGACAUCCAGAGUCUUCCACGGAACGCUGCCUUGAGAAAGCUGAAUGAUCUGAUUAAGAGGGCACGUCUUGCCAAGGUUCACGCUUACAUCAUCACGUCUCUAAAGAAGGAAAUGCCCAGCAUGUUUGGCAAAGACAACAAGAAGAAAGAACUGAUUGCCAACCUGGGUGCCAUCUAUGAGAAGAUUGAGAGAGAACACAACAUUUCUCCAGGGGACUUCCCAAACCUCAAGAAGAUGCAGGACGCCCUGGCUGCCCAAGACUUUGCCAAAUUCCCCGCCUUGAAGCCCAAACUGCUGGAGGCUGUGGAGGACAUGCUGGCCAAUGACAUUGCCAAGCUCAUGGCACUCGUGCGCCAGGAGGAGGCAGCCAUGCCUUCUCAGGCAGUGAAGGGCGGAGCCUUCGAGGGCACCAUGAAUGGGCCAUUCGGCCACGGUUACGGUGAGGGUGCCGGUGAGGGCAUCGAUGAGCUGGAGUGGGUGGUAGCUCGUGACAAGCCAUCCUAUGAUGAAAUCUUCUACACUCUCUCACCCAUUAAUGGCAAGGUGUCGGGCGCUGCUGCCAAGAAGGAGAUGCUGAAAUCCAAGUUGCCUAAUACAGUGCUUGGCAAGAUCUGGAGCCUGGCUGAUGUGGACAAAGAUGGCUUCCUGGAUGAUGAGGAGUUUGCGCUGGCCAACCAUCUGAUCAAGGUGAAGCUGGAAGGCUACGAGCUGCCCGCCAAACUGCCCUCUCACCUGGUGCCCCCAUCCAAACGUGGGCAAGAGCAGCAGUGACACUCUGGAGCAUCCCAUUAGCUCUGUAGCUGUGGCUCAUUUCAGGCUUUGACGUCCCCAGUCAUUCCAGGAUUUCUUCCAAAUAGCACCUCAGCAGCUUUCAUCACUUCACCUCAUACCAUUUUAUUAAAAUAAAAAAAACAGUUAGCGCUUUUGAGAGACUCUUCCAGUUGCUGUACAUAUGGCUUUUUCCCCAAAAAUUCUUGUAGUCUAGAGAAGUAGGUAGCAAUAUUCUACUUUCAUUUGUUCUUUUUGGUUCAAUAUGUUUUAUGACCAUUAAUGUCCUCAGAGCUGUGAUCUUUUUGUCGUAUCUUACUGAUGAAAAUUGAAUCUGGCCUGGUUAUCCCAUUAACUAAUCAAUGACACUCCACUGUGUUAUUAUAUGGAUUCUGAAGCCGGAAUAUGCACGGUUGAAUAUCUGGAAUGGCUUUGGAUCCAAAGACUGAACCUGAUCUCAGAACAAAAUAAAGCUGUAAAAGACUUGCGGUUUGGAUGUGUAUGAAAACACAAGACACCACUUUCAGCAGAGGGUUGUUAGAAAAGAUUGGAAAAUGCACUUUGCUGGUACUAAGGCAAUUGAUGACAGUUUUGGAGGAGCAUGGGCCAGGAGAAAUUGUUAAGGGUGACUAAUGGAGAAAAAAAUUAAUGUGAAAUAUAUAUACAUACAAAUUAUAAAAUAUAUCCCUAUUCUUUGUUUGCAGACUUAACUUAUUCUUCUUUAAAAUCUGUAUUUUUAUAUGUUGAAAUUUGACACUAUAAAGGUUUCUCUUGAUUUAUGUUCCUGCCUUUAAAGACAGUCAUGCAGUUUCAGUCUUUUUUUUUUAUAGGUGGUGGGAUUUCAUGUAGUUUAUCUCCUCUUACAGCAACUCUGAUAUUACUCUGAUUAAAAAAGAAUAAAUGUUAAUGAAAAACCUAAUGUUAACCAACUUCCUGUCAUUUUAUUGUGUUUAUAGAUUGUAGUUAACCUGUCUUCCAACAGUGAUUCCACAAUGCCACCAAUAUCCACAUACCAAAAUUGGAGCAGUGUGCCAGCAACCUUAAAUACAUUAACAUUGUAAGGUUAGCUGCCAAGGGAUUUAACUCCCAGUACUACCAGUGGAGCUUCCCAUUCCCCAAACACUGAUCCAUUAUUAGCACCAUGUCCACGGCUUCAGACAUACCAAGUAAGUAUGUGCCUGCAGAGCACCAAAUACGGCAUCUUGUGCCGUGACUGUCUGCACUUCUACUUUUAUUUUUGUCAAGCCUGACAGUUGUUAGCUUUGCAUUUUUAUCAGUAUUCCAGAAUCUCUCCGCUAUCUUUCUCUGUCAUGUUGAGGCGUGUUUCAAUGCUACUCUGCUAUGGUGAAAGAUUUUGCCUCCAGUGGGGAGUGCUUGCUGUGUAGUAGCAGUGGUGUCAUAGUGAGACAGUAAAUUUUCACAGCCUCAUGGAACUUUUUUUUUUUUUUUAUGGCACUGUAUGACCUUGAAAGUACACUUCUGAAAUGCAAUACACUAUCCCUCUGCUUGGAGUACUUUUUUUACAUGCUAUCCUUUUGUCAAUUGAAAGGUUCUGAUAAAGAUAUUUGGCUUAA
Messenger RNA from Pangasianodon hypophthalmus (striped catfish), 3551 nucleotides. RefSeq names its product EH-domain containing 1a (gene ehd1a). Lineage: Eukaryota; Metazoa; Chordata; Actinopteri; Siluriformes; Pangasiidae. Gene Ontology annotation, biological process: endosomal transport; endocytosis. The coding region runs from base 376 to 1980 and encodes 534 amino acids. Gene Ontology annotation, molecular function: GTP binding; protein binding; calcium ion binding. The record is from RefSeq and is a predicted model, not a curated record. Gene Ontology annotation, cellular component: plasma membrane; cytoplasm. The transcript has 5 exons.